AUGGCGCCGCGUCCAUCGGCGCAACGGCGCUCCAAUGCGCAAAGCGAGGCUUUUCAUGACUUGGGUGUCAGGGGCCGGAAAACAGGCGUCUUUCUCAAGGAUACCGGUGCCCGCGACGAGCAUGGCAUGCAGCCACUGGACGACAUCUUUUCCUCCCCUGAAAAGGACAGCCAGAAUCGUGUUGAGGAUGACGAGGACGAAGAAAGCGACGAGGAGCCUAUGGAUAUUGACGAGACCACCGGUCCAGCGCCAUCAGCAUUCAUGAAUGGCAGUCGCUUCCCUCCGGCGCGCGCCAGGUCGCCGCCAAAGACCAACAUGCAGUCGCCAGCAAAGCGAAAUCCCCACCUCGGCCACUCAUCAUCUCCGAUCCGGGGGUCUGUCGUACGGCCCAGUGACGACGCAUCAUCUUCCCCAAGACCUUCGAAGCCUCCUCAGCGGAAGCUCGAUUUUAAGAACAAGCCGAGCCUCCCAAAGACGAAUGGUAUCAAUGGGAAGGGCAAGGCGGUUGCGACUACAAAUGGCCACGUUUCGCCUGCUGAGGAGGAGGAGGAGCCCCAGCUCGACGAGGAAUCAAUGGCUAUUCUAGACGGAGGUGACGACUAUGCCGAGGAGGACGAUGAGGCGGCUGAGGAGUAUGACGACGCUACGGAGCCUGCAGAUGCCGAGGAAGAGCAAGUGGAAGAUGAGCCACCUGCACCCCCUGCGGCCAAGCGCAAGGGGCGACCCAAGAAAGCAGCCCCUGUCGAAGAACCAGAAGACGCCCCAGAAGAAAUAGCCGAAGAGCAACCCGAGGAGGAGCCGAUCAUGCAAUCUGUCGAGGCCGACGUAGAGCCUCCACGUGCUGGCAAAAAGAGAGGAAGGCCAUCCAAGAACAAGGCCGCCGAAGAGGAGACCGCUGAGCAGCCAACAAAGAAGAAGGCAAAACGUGUGUCCGAUGUCGCUGAAGACGAAACAGGCGAAUCGUCUCAGCAAAAUAGUGGACGGAAACGCGGCCGGCCUAUGGCUACUACAGCUGCGGGGAGUAACAAUUCUUCAAUGGCAGCGAAGAAGCCGACUGUACCCAAGCAGAAGCAAGCCAAAAAGCCGAGGAUAUCUACUGGCGUUGGUGAUACGUCACUCGCAGAGGUGCCGCGCGGGCCACCACUGCCAAAAUCCCGAGGCUUGAUAAUAUCGCGGCGUGAGACUCCGGGCGGCUUGACGACGCGAUCCGGGCGAACUUCCUACCAGCCGCUCCAGUACUGGAAGAACGAGCACGUCGAGCUUGAUGACGACGAGGUCUUUGACGACGGCAAGCAACACAUCAGACUUCCGCGCAUCAAGGAGAUUGUCCGCUACGACGAGCCAGAGGCGGAGCACAAGGCGGCUCGUCGCAAGGCCGGCAGGCCCGCUGCGGGGAAGAAGAGCAAGCGCCGAGACUACGACUCAGAGGAGGACGAGCUCGAGCCGUGGGAGGAAAACGCCGACUCCAUCUCGGGUGAGGUGGUCGUCUGGCAGCCCGAGCACGAGCUCAACCCCCCGGGCCCAGACGAGCAGAUCGAGGUGGCCGAAGAGCAGCUGGCCGUGUCGGCGGGGGCCAUCGUCACCCGCGAGAUCCGCAACGCGACCUUCAAGUUCGCGAAGACGCUGAGCACGCCCUUCUUCGGGGCCGGCGUGGUCGACCUGCCGCCGCACUCGGAGAAGAAGCCCAAGAACGCGAGGAAGAUGCAUAUGGCCUUCUUCGUCUUCUCCGGGCGCGUCCAGGUCACGGUGGCGGAUACGACAUUCAGUAUCGGCAAGGGGGGUAUGUGGUUUGUGCCAAGAGGCAACUAUUACAGUAUCGAGAACGGCCGUGACCUGCCGGCGAGGAUUAUGUUUUCUCAAGGCUGCGAGGUGCUGAGUGGUGCUGUAGGCGAGGCCAGCAUGGUCGCGUAA
Diaporthe citri is the source of this 1911-nucleotide messenger RNA. RefSeq lists its product as uncharacterized. Lineage: Eukaryota; Fungi; Ascomycota; Sordariomycetes; Diaporthales; Diaporthaceae. Gene Ontology annotation, cellular component: kinetochore. The record is from RefSeq and is a predicted model, not a curated record. The transcript has 4 exons. Gene Ontology annotation, molecular function: centromeric DNA binding. Bases 1 to 1911 code for a protein of 636 amino acids. Gene Ontology annotation, biological process: kinetochore assembly; spindle attachment to meiosis I kinetochore; attachment of mitotic spindle microtubules to kinetochore.